UCGGGUCGUAUCUUGAUCCGAAAAUCAGCCGGCGCGAAAGGGCCGCCAUCUAAGGUAUGUCCAUUCUUGCAGCUUCCAUAAGUACCUGUCAACAGCGCCAUUCUGGUAAAUACUGUUAAGGCACCGUACCUUACAUCGACUGAUCUCAUCGACAAUGGCCGACGAAAUCCCCAGAACAGACUCUGCAGCAGAUACACCCGCAAUUGUAGCACCAGCUGAAUCUGCUGUCAAUGGACAUAACUCAGACCAGAAGGAUGUGGCAAUGUCUGAUGCGCCAGUCGAUCACUCUGCAUCAUCUCCUGCUCCAGCUACUCAUGCGCCUAGUCCUAUACCUGCACGAACAGGGACUCCGGCGCAAGGUUCCAGAGCUGCUUCUGCGCAUCCGGAUUCUGGUCUUAGCCUACCAGCCGAAGCUGCCCCUCAUGGUGAUUCAACACGACGAUAUCUCAACACAAAAGUUACUGGAGUAUUGUUAGAGGGCGUGAAGCAACUGGCAAAAGACAAGCCGAGUGAUCCUCUCCGGGUACUAGGAGAGUAUCUCAUUCAGAAGUCAAAGGAACUGGAAGGCACUGGCUAGAUCCACGAUAUCACAAGAUUUUCCACGGUAGCACGCAAUUGGCAUGGUAGCGGAAGGCAUAGAUGGCGUUCAGGUUCAAUAAUUUUAUCGUCACUGGGUUGAGAAUGUCCCAUUGCAUACGCGUACUUUCAGCGGUCGAAAAGCUUUCUAUUUGAGCGGUCGACGUCGCUGUUGAUCCUCCCAGAGGGGGCGAGCAGAAAGCACCAUGGCUCUAAAUGCAAUUUUUCCAUGUUUGUCCCCCAACUCCGUGACCCGGGAAACCAUCACCACCAAUCAAUGCGGCCAUUCUUUGUCAUGUCUUCGCUUAAGCGACGAUGGUGCUGGCAGUAGCGGACUCGUACUUCCAGGUGGGAGGGAGAACACCGACGGUCUUGUAGUAGCGAGCCAGGCGGUGAAUUCGGGACUCAAUGAGAAUGAGGCGGAACUUGGAGUCCUUGUCCUUGCGGUUACGCUCGAGGUGCUUUCGGACGGCGACAGCCUUUUAAAUUGUUAGCUUGGAAUUGUGCGACGGGGUAAUUUUUAACAUGACUUGCGUACCUUCUUGAUAAGCAUGUACAGAUCCUCGGGGAGCUCGGGAGCGAGGCCUGUUAAAAUCUCUCUGUCAGUCUCAACCG
Messenger RNA from Fusarium verticillioides 7600, 1191 nucleotides. RefSeq lists its product as hypothetical. The transcript is spliced from 3 exons. Bases 155 to 577 code for a protein of 140 amino acids. The record is from RefSeq and is a predicted model, not a curated record. NCBI's taxonomy places the organism in Eukaryota, Fungi, Ascomycota, Sordariomycetes, Hypocreales, Nectriaceae.